This is a messenger RNA of Sphenostylis stenocarpa, 648 nucleotides long. The record is from the annotation of a GenBank genome assembly. NCBI's taxonomy places the organism in Eukaryota, Viridiplantae, Streptophyta, Magnoliopsida, Fabales, Fabaceae.
AUGGGUAAUUUGUUCGUGAAGAAGCCAAAGAUAACAGACGUGGAUAAAGCAAUCCUCGCUCUGAAGACCCAGAGACGCAAACUCGCCCAAUAUCAACAGAAGCUUGAUGCUGUUAUUGAAGCAGAAAAACAGGCUGCCCGUGAUUUGAUUCGUGAAAAGAAGAAGGACAGGGCUUUGUUAGCACUAAAGAAAAAGAAGACACAAGAAGAAUUGUUGAAGCAAGUUGAUACUUGGCUUAUAAAUGUUGAGCAACAAUUAGCAGAUAUUGAACUAGCAAGCAAGCAGAAGGCUGUGUUUGAAAGUUUGAAGGCCGGUAAUGAUGCAAUGAAAGCCAUUCAAAGUGAGAUAAACCUUGACGAUGUUCAGAAACUUAUGGAUGACGCUGCUGAGGCUAAAGCUUAUCAAGAUGAAAUUAAUGCAAUCCUGGGGGAGAAGCUAUCAGCAGAAGACGAGGAGGAUAUUUUAGCAGAAUUUGAAGACUUGGAAACCCAGCUUACAGUCCAAGAUCUUCCUGAAGUUCCUCACUCAGCUCACGAAGAAAUUGAAGAAAAGUUGGACCUUCCUGAUGUCCCAACCAAAGCACCAGUUACCAGUGAUGCUGAAGUAUCCACGAAAAGAAAAGUUAUGGAGGAACCGUUGGCAGCUUGA